Molecule: messenger RNA, 1987 nt
Organism: Nerophis lumbriciformis (worm pipefish)
Lineage: Eukaryota; Metazoa; Chordata; Actinopteri; Syngnathiformes; Syngnathidae
Source: RefSeq, a predicted model, not a curated record
AUAUGCGCUUUGCAGCAAAGUCCUCUUUUACUCCACACACGCUUCUAAGCCUCGGCACAUCUCCUCACAUCGCUACUAACUACACUUUAUUCAUCCUCCGUGUCAGGAUAAACUCCACUCGUCUCAGUCAACUUUGGACAUUAUUAGGCCCGCUUAGCUUGCUACUUGUUUUAGGCGCUAGUUAGCUUAGCAUGCUAGUUAGCUUAGCUUGUUAGCUGCUAACAAAGAGACGCGGAUUUGAUCAACACAUCGCUUAGUUAAGAUCAAGUGUGAGUGUAAAGUGUUGUGAUUGUGUGAAAAUGUGCGAAAGAACGAUGGCAGAGUACAAAGAGGAACUUUCUCGAACAAAAGAAGAGAAUAAGAGACUACUUCAACUACUGGACGCUGUUUUCAAGAAACCUCAAGUUGUGUUACACAGAACAGACGUCUGUGAAAAAUAUCGUCCACCUGAGCAGCAGGAGGGGUCCUCCAGUGUGGAGCAGAAGAGGUCACAGCACUUCCACGUGAAAGAAGAGGAGCCACAGCCCCCCCACUUUAAAGAUGAAGAAAAACAGCGGCUGUCCCCCCACUUCAUAGAGGAAGACAAGAGACACCUCAUCAGUGUGAAGAGUGAAGAUGAUGAGGUCAAAGGUGAGAGUGAGGAGCCUCCAAGCAGCAGCUCAACUCAACACAUGACAACAGAAGCUGAUGGAGACCACUGUGGAGGAUCACAAGCAGACAAGCUCUUAGCUCCACUAUCAGAUAGUGAGGACACAACGUCACACUCUCCUGACACUGAUGAUGAAGACUCUAAAGAUGAUAAGACAUGUCACACUGACAACACACACUUCACAUGUUCUCUCUGUGACAAAACCUUUAAACACAAUUGUCAUCUAAAAAUACACAUGAGAACACACACUGGAGAAAAACUUUUUUCAUGUUCAAUCUGCGGUAAAGAUUUUAAUCAAAGGGGCCAUUUGAAAAGACACAUGAGAAUACACACUGGAGAAAAACCUUUUUCCUGCUUAGAAUGUGGUAAAAGUUUUGCACGAAGUCACAAGUUAAAAGCACACAUGAGAAUACACACUGGAGAAAAACCUUUUUCGUGUUCAGUCUGCAAUAAAUAUUUUACUCUCAGGCCCAAUUUAAAAAGACACAUGAGAAUACACACUGGAGAAAAACCUUUUCCCUGCUUAGAAUGUGGUAAAAAUUUUGCACUAAGUCACAAUUUAAAAGAACACAUGAGAAUACACACUGGAGAAAAACCUUUUUCGUGUUCAGUCUGCAAUAAAUAUUUUACUCUCAGGCCCAAUUUAAAAAGACACAUGAGAAUACACACUGGAGAAAAACCUUUUCCCUGCUUAGAAUGUGGUAAAAAUUUUGCACUAAGUCACAAUUUAAAAGAACACAUGAGAAUACACACUGGAGAAAAACCUUUUUCGUGUUCAGUCUGCAAUAAAUAUUUUACUCUCAGGCCCAAUUUAAAAGCACACAUGAGAAUACACACUGGAGACAAACCUUUUUCCUGCUCAGAAUGUGGUAAAAGUUUUGUAAAAAAUGUAAGUUUAAAAAUACACAUGAGAACACACACUGGUGAAAAACCAUACUCCUGUUCAAGCUGCAACAAAAGCUUUCGUCGCCGAGACACUUUUAGAAUACACAUGAGAACACACACAGGAGAGAAAGUGUUGAGUUGCAGUGUGUGUGGUGAAAGAUUCUCCUAUAAGUACCAGUGUAAGAAACACAAGUGUGCUGGUGAGAACAGCAGCAGCAAAUGAAGAUGCAGGAUUUGAAAUAAACUUUCUAACACCAUCAGCACAUAUAACAUGUGUGACAUCAUUGUUGUGUGUGUAACACAAUCUUGUUAUUAUGCUUAUAACAUAUAUAGAGUAAAUACUUCAGAUUAGUGCUUUUAUUUCAGUCAAGUGCAUGAGUUAAUAUACACAUUUGUGUACUUUAAAAUGAACAGAACAAUUUGACUGAAAAGGUGAGAAUAAACAGUACAUAA